This is a messenger RNA of Pichia kudriavzevii, 216 nucleotides long. RefSeq lists its product as uncharacterized. The transcript has a single exon. Gene Ontology annotation, biological process: attachment of spindle microtubules to kinetochore. The record is from RefSeq and is a predicted model, not a curated record. The coding region runs from base 1 to 216 and encodes 71 amino acids. Lineage: Eukaryota; Fungi; Ascomycota; Pichiomycetes; Pichiales; Pichiaceae. Gene Ontology annotation, cellular component: DASH complex; mitotic spindle.
AUGGAGAGGCACCCGCAGAACAAGGUACAGGAUGGUAUUUACGACAAGAUAGUUGUUAAUCUGAAAGAACUUAACGGUAAUGUUGCCAAGAUGAAUGCACUGCUAGCCGACACAAACAAAAUCAACGAAACCGCCGUUCUUGUAGGUGGUCUCAACGCUGCGUAUUUGGAGAGUGUGUCCUUCCAGAUGGAUAUGCAACGUAAUGCUGGGAAAUGA